Messenger RNA from Aspergillus oryzae RIB40, 1056 nucleotides. Its product is annotated as putative 1-aminocyclopropane-1-carboxylate deaminase. The transcript has a single exon. The coding region runs from base 1 to 1056 and encodes 351 amino acids. NCBI's taxonomy places the organism in Eukaryota, Fungi, Ascomycota, Eurotiomycetes, Eurotiales, Aspergillaceae. The record is from RefSeq and is a predicted model, not a curated record. Gene Ontology annotation, molecular function: pyridoxal phosphate binding; D-cysteine desulfhydrase activity; 1-aminocyclopropane-1-carboxylate deaminase activity. Gene Ontology annotation, biological process: amine catabolic process.
AUGCCCGACACCAUCCCCCUCCCACCCCCCUUCUCCACCAUCCCCCGAACCCCCCUAACCCUGGGCCCCUCGCCCAUCCACCCCCUCCCCCGAAUAACCGCCGACCUGAACCAAACCGCCACCAUCUACGCCAAACGCGACGACCUCAACUCCGGCCUCGCCUACGGGGGCAACAAGACCCGGAAACUCGAGUACCUGGCCGCCGACGCCUUAGCCCAGAACGCCACGACGCUGGUUUCCAUCGGCGGCGUGCAAAGCAACCACACACGGCAGGUGGCGGCGGUGGCGGCGCGAUUGGGGCUCAAGGCGCGGCUGGUGCAGGAGCAUUGGGUGGACUGGGAGGAUCCGGGGUAUGAUGUUGUGGGGAAUAUUCAGUUGAGUCGGCUGAUGGGGGCGGAUGUAAGGAUGGAGGAUGCCGGGUUUGGGAUUGAGCAUAAGGAGACACUGAAGAAGUUGAGGGAGGAGUGUGAGGGGAAUGGGGAGCGGCCGUAUUAUAUUCCUGCGGGGGCGUCGGAUCAUCCGUUGGGUGGAUUGGGGUUUGCGAGGUGGGCGUUUGAGGUCAGGGAGCAGGAGCGGGAGAUGGGGGUGGUGUUUGAUGAUGUGGUGGUUUGUGCGGUUACGGGGUCCACGAUGGCGGGCAUGGUCGCUGGCUUUAAGUUGAUUGAGAAGUUGUAUCCCGGGGAAAAGAAGAAGAGGGUCAUUGGCAUUGAUGGGUCGGCGAAGCCCGUGGAGACGAAGGCGCAGGUGUUGCGGAUUGCCAGGAACACGGCUGUGCAGAUUGGAUUGAAGGAAGAGGAUAUUACCGAGAAGGAUAUGAUUCUCAAUGAGGACUAUCAUGCCGGCACUUAUGGCAUUCCCGAUAAGGCGACGUGGGAGGCCAUUGAGUAUGCCGCGCGGAUGGAGGCGUUUAUUACGGAUCCAGUAUACGAGGGAAAGAGUUUUGCGGGAAUGGUGGACUUGAUUAAGAAAGGGGAGAUUACGGGCAAUGUGCUGUAUGCGCAUCUGGGUGGGCAGUUGGCCCUCAACGCUUACUCGCGCCUUGGGGAGACGAAAUAG